CAGACGCCUGGUAAUGGACUAAUCAUGUGAUUCAGGUGUGUUGACCCAGGGUAAGAUCUAAAACCUGCAGCACACCGGCCCUCGAGGCCUGGAGUUGCCCGUCCCUGCUAUAGGACAUGGCUUUACAAGCGUAACUCCAUAGAGUCCUCAGUCAGAUUCAACCGUGCUCAAGAUGGCUAUGGCCAAACUGCUGAACUAAAAGCUUUAAAAACCAGUCAGUGGAGUAGCACUGGUUUAGUCCAUCUUUUGUAUACAGUCUGUUGGAAUGCUAUAAGUGGAAAAAAAAUCCCCCAAUUUUUUGUCUCCAAAUGAAAACUGUGAAAUCUGAUAUUUUACCUCAGGUUUUGUCUUCACUUGAAAGUGCUAAACAUUUAAUUUCUAUGCAGUGAAGUAGCAUUGAUCUAAGGGCUCCAUAAGAUUAUUAUAGUUGCAGGGUUUUUUUAAUGGUAUAUAAAAGAAAUGAUUAUGUGUUUGGGGGUUUUGAAUAAUUAUAUUGCUACUUACUUUGUAUGACCUGAAAACCAAAGUAGAUACUAAAAACUUGAAUGUGCGACACAUUUUGAGCCAGUUUUAGAAACAGUGUUCACUCUGUCGGGCUUACAGAUGUUCUUGCCUUGUCAUAUAACAUGAAUGGCAGUCAUUUUCCUUCAUGUGCUUCUGGGCUUGUGGCAACAAAUGUGUGAAGUGUCUGGCUGGCUUCCUGGCUGUGGGACAUGGCUAUCUAUGGCACGGUGGCAGCUCUAGCGUGCGGGCAGACGCAUGCUGCACUCCCCGAACAUCUGGCCUGCUGCCUCGAGGGCCCGCCUGCGUGAAAUCGAGUUCUCUCCACUCUGUCGAGAGCUGAACUCAGUCAGGCUCGAUGAAAAAUUCAUGAUGAAAGACAGCUGGAUUCUCCUGUGGAGAGUGCUACUGUUGUGGUUACAGUGGAGGAAACCAUUAAAACGGCAGACGUCUGUUUAACCUUUGUUGUCUUUUGUUGUUUUAAAAUGAGGAUAGGAGGAGUGACCUUUGUGCCUUUGCCUAACAUCCAGUGAACUUGCAUAGAUAUUUUUUUAUGACCACCAUGUGAGUCCAUACUGAGAUAGACUGCCAUUGACGCUGAUGAUAAUGGUUCUCUGAGAGUGGAACCAUGAGAGAUAUCCUUGAACUUUUUGAGGGCGGGAUUUGAAAGUUUGACUAAAAUGUCUCACUUCAUUGAUCUCCAUGAAUUCAGACUUUUGUGCUGCUCUGAAGGUGAAGCGAAGGUGAAGUCUGUUAAGUUUUGGAUUUAAAAAAGCAGAACUUGCUUAUAAAGAGAUUUCAUUCCCCAUCUUUGGGAAGGAGUACAUUCAUGACAAACACUGCUGUCUAUAAAUAUCACCUGGCAUGGCUUUAGGCUCCUUAUAAUCUGACAUCCUUUAAGAUCUUAAUGUGACUCAGUGUGAAAGGACAAAUUUAGUUUGGAGCAUUUUUUUUCUCUCUUGAUGGAUUUGAUUAUAAUUUUCCACACUUUGCACUCGUUGCUUUGCUCCUGCCAGUCAGUAGGUGGAGCCUCGGAGCUCGCAUGAGGUGCAACAGCUUUCUUUUUUUUCCAUGCUCAGAGAUCCACGGCUGUAGGACUGGAUGGACUCAGCAUCAGCUGGCAGCUGUCCUCUCUUUGUGUUUCCUCACACGUUUGGGCAAUGCUGCAUGGACCUGGAGGACACCUUUUAAUAUUCAUUUUAAGCUUGCGCGAGAAUCUCCUUUGAAUUUCCUCUGCAGACAAAGAAGAAGUGUCUUUUUUUCUUUUUAAGAAAAAUGGAAAAAGAGAGAAAAUCCUCUCAAGUGUGCGGCGCUCUGGAAGAGACGCAGGUGGAUGAAGCGGCAGAGAAAGCAGCAGAUGAUGUCAUUUCCAUGGCCGACUCCACAAUCACCGUCGAGGAUAUUGAAGGAGAGCUGUUCAGAAUCGAACGAAUACGAGACAUUCUCGUGCGGAGAGAGUCAGAGCUGAGAUACAUGAUGGACGACAUCCAGCUCUGCAAAGAAAUCACAAGGCUGAAGCAGGAGUUGCAGAAGCUUGUCUCAAUUCCAGACAAAGACAAGUCCAAAGAGGACAGGGAGAGAGAAGAGAAGCUGCUGCAGCAGAUCAACAAGCUGGUGGAGACCAGAGACUUCCUUGUGGACGACGUAGAGUUUGAAAGGCUGAGGGAGCGAGAGGAAGACAGAGAGAUGGCAGCCUUCUUACAGUCCAAAUUUCCCAAAGCUUUGGCUGCAAAAGGUGCUUCGCAAGAUCGAAAGGUGGCGUCUAAAUCCCAGCAGACCUCAGGGCCGCUUCUCACUAAAACUGGGCUCACGCUGCUGAAAGACUGCUGCGGCUUCACCUGCUCCGUCAUGUGACUCAGAAAACCCAGAAAGUGGGUUCUGCUCAUCUGGACGUUGAGUUUUCAGUGGGAGAAAUGUUUCGUCACACAUCCCAAGUGACGAGACGUUAAUGCAAAAAGUGACAACAGUUGGUGUAUGUUUGUUAGUGUGUGUGUGUGCGUGUGUGUGUGUGCACAUAAACAGGCUUCCUCAGUGCUUUCUAGUAUCAGCUGUGUCCUUACAGGAAAGAUUAUAUGUUUGCUGCUGUAAUGUGAAUGACAUGUACUGAAAUAGUUUAUCCGACGUGCUGCUGUGAAAUACCGUGUAUUGCAGCAGGAGAGCUUGCCGCCUUAUGAAUCUGCUAAUGAUUCCUGCUCGGUUACAGUACUUAGACUUUAUUGUAGCUGCUCUGACGGUGCCAUUAGCCUUUGAAGAUAUAUUAGAAAGUGGAAAUGUAGAUAUCUCUCUGAGAGCAAACUCUUACCAGUCUCACUUUGGCAUUUGCUGUGGCGGAUUGAUUAAUGUAAUUACAUUGUUAUGACUGUAACUGGGCAUAACUUUUGUUUUUUAGUAAGGAGUCAUGCAGUAUUUGUUUAAAAAGAAGAUUGAAAAGACGAGUUUCACAUGUGAGAUCUGAUUCAUAGUAAACAACUGUGUCCACUGUUUAGUAAGUUUCAUGUAACUCUUAAUGUAGCAUCUUGGAGUGUUGUAAUAAAGAUUUUUAGUGCUCUUC
Messenger RNA from Oreochromis niloticus (Nile tilapia), 3052 nucleotides. RefSeq lists its product as uncharacterized. The record is from RefSeq and is a predicted model, not a curated record. The transcript has 6 exons. Lineage: Eukaryota; Metazoa; Chordata; Actinopteri; Cichliformes; Cichlidae. Bases 1777 to 2355 code for a protein of 192 amino acids.